AUGAAAAAGAGCCUUCAUUUGAUUAAAAGAAUCGAGAGGAAGGCUAACGAAGUGUACGUGUAUUCAAGCGAUGACCGGAUCAUAGGUUACGGCGGUAUCUCAAAAGCCAGCCCUCUGUCCAACUUUUACAAGACUAGCUUCACAUACAGUGGACACCACUUCGAGUACUCCGAGUGCGCUAUUAUGUACGAAAAGGCCAUCACUUUUGGCGACCAAAUCAGCGCCGAUAAAGUGCUCGACUGUAAGACACCCGUAAUGGCCAAGAGGUUGGGCCGAAAGGUGAAGCCGUUUGUGCCCAAGAAGUGGGCGGAAGUGAGGGACCAAAAGGUGCCGAAAAUACUUUACGAAAAGUUUACGCAAAACUCGGCGCUCAAAGAGUGGUUACUGUCGACCGGUUCAGCCGUUUUGGCCGAAAUCGCUAUUCAAGAGCCGACCGGUCGGGUCCGCUAUCGGGACAAACUGUGGGGCAUUGGUAUCGGCGCCUAUCAUAAGGACAUCGAGAAACCGCUUGAAUGGCAUAAAUAUGGCGACAACUUCUUGGGCAACACUCUUAUGACUGUCCGCCAGACCAUCGCCGACGAGACAGCCAGACAGACACUUAACACUAACGAUAAGACAAUGGAUGUGAUCGGCGGUCACACUGAAGACGAGAGGGGUCGGUCUGAGGCGACCAUCAGGUUUGUGGUGAACGAUGUCAACCAAUUGGCUGGUUAUCAAUACAGCGCUGUCACACAUAUACGACACUUACCAUGGUAUAUUAUAUACUACAACAACAAC
This is a messenger RNA of Medioppia subpectinata, 777 nucleotides long. The record is from the annotation of a GenBank genome assembly. NCBI's taxonomy places the organism in Eukaryota, Metazoa, Arthropoda, Arachnida, Sarcoptiformes, Oppiidae.